Messenger RNA from Condylura cristata (star-nosed mole), 1253 nucleotides. RefSeq names its product mitochondrial translational initiation factor 3 (gene MTIF3). The record is from RefSeq and is a predicted model, not a curated record. Gene Ontology annotation, biological process: ribosome disassembly; mitochondrial translational initiation. Gene Ontology annotation, cellular component: mitochondrion. NCBI's taxonomy places the organism in Eukaryota, Metazoa, Chordata, Mammalia, Eulipotyphla, Talpidae. The transcript is spliced from 4 exons. The coding region runs from base 398 to 1237 and encodes 279 amino acids. Gene Ontology annotation, molecular function: translation initiation factor activity; ribosome binding.
UAUGUAUCAAAACACUGUUACAUCAGAAACACAUCUAUUAAAGCUCUGUAGAAGCCCUAGCGGGGCGUGUAACCAUCCCGAGGUUGGCGUCAUCGUAAUGUAACUAGAUAAAGCAGUUAUCUAAUUACAGACACAGAGACCGCCCGUUAGUCUUCUCACCUCUGCGCGGAAGGAGCCAGGUGACUGACAACUUCCGGCAGGAACUUGCCCACGCCCUGAGCAUUUUUUGUCGGGGAAACUUAUUCCGCCAACCGGAAAGGCGAUCCUCUCGCUGACUCCGUUCCUUUAACAGUCAGCCAAAGCCCCGCCCACUACGGAAAGCGAAGCGGGUCUCACCGCGGAGGCCGUCCACAGGAGAACUUCCGCCACUCUCACCAGUCGCCAUCCCCGGCACAGGAUGGCUACUCUUUUUCUGAAGAGGUUAGUACUAGAGACUAUAAAGACUGAAAGUACUUUCACUCGAAGAUGUUUGGGGAAAUACCUGGUGCAGCAAACAGCACCAGCGCACUUGGCCCUUGUUGCUCCUGCCUCCCGGCUGUGCUGCCGAAUUCACGCAAAAGCUUUCAGUUCUGUGGAAGGUACUGAGGUUGAAACGACAAAGAAGAAAAAGAAUGACACAACUUUCAGUAACAUUGGAAGAAAAAUUCAUGACCGAAUCAUUCAUGUGCUUGAUGAGAAGGGCAAUGACUUGGGAAACAUGCACAGAGCAGAGGUGAUUCGACUCUUGGACAAGAGCGACCUGAGGCUGGUGAAGAGAAACACCACCACAGAGCCCCCAGAGUACCAGCUCCUGACGGGGGCUCAGAUCUACGAAGAACGGUUGAGACUUAGAGAGCUGGAGAAGGCUAAGUCUAAAACUGGGCCUACCCUGACAAAGGAACUAACGUUUUCUUCAACUAUUGGGCAACAUGACUUGAACACAAAGAGUAAACAGAUUCAACAGUGGAUUGAGAGAAAAUACAAAGUUCAAAUUACUAUAAAGAAAGGGAAAAACAAAGAAGAGCCAGAAAAUAAAAUGGAGGAGAUAUUUGAUCAGAUACUUCAGACUAUGCCUGGAAUAGCUACAUUCUCAUCCAGGCCACAACCUGCUAGAGGAGGAAAAGCUGUAAUGUGUGUUCUUCGACCUUUGAGCCAAAAGGAAGAGAAAGCAUAUAAAGAACUGCAAGGAACCCAGAAUGAAGACACGGCCAACAAAGAACAUGGGCGUGACAGAGAAUCAGAUGUUCUGCAUCAGUGAUUUUAAUAUAAAAAGG